Orycteropus afer afer is the source of this 3117-nucleotide messenger RNA. Lineage: Eukaryota; Metazoa; Chordata; Mammalia; Tubulidentata; Orycteropodidae. The record is from RefSeq and is a predicted model, not a curated record.
AUGGCAGAGUUGAGUUCUGCUGACUCAGACCUGCUGUGGCACCUGAAGAAGCUCAAGAAUAAGGAAUUUCAGAGUGUCAAGGAGCAUCUUAUACAAGCACCUUUGGAGUUUGGGUUGCCAGAAAUUCCAUGGCUUCAGCUAAGGAAAGCCCAACGAGAAGAUCUGGGCAAGAUGCUAACAGCCCACUAUGAGGCACAGAUCACCUGGAAUAUGAUGUUCAGCAUCUUCCAAAAGAUCAAUCGUCAAGAUCUGUGCAUGAAGAUCGAAGCCAGACGGACUCGUAACAAAGAGAUACACAAAGAUCUCAUGCAUGAAAAAUUCCUUCUGCAAUGGGAAAAGUGCAUUUAUCCGAACAUCAAUGAUGAAUUCUACAAUGGAAUUGCAUCAGGAAUUCACCGCUUAUUUGAAAUGGCCUUUGACCCUAAGGGCAACAUGCGUGCGGAUAACUUUAAUGUGUUCCUGGUGGGAGAGAGAGCAUCGGGAAAAACAAUGCUUAUAAAAAUGGCGAUGUUACAGUGGGUCAAGGGAGACAUAUGGAAGGAUACAUUCUCAUAUAUCGUUCAUCUCACAUCUCGUGAGGUAAACCAGAUGGCCCACAGUAGCUUAGUUGAGCUGCUCUCCAAGGACUGGCCCAAUGGCCAGGCUCCUGUGGAAGAUAUCCUGUCUGAUUCUAAGAAGCUCCUGUUUAUCCUUGAAGACCUGGACAACAUAAAAUUUGCCUUCAACAUAGCUGAAUCUGCGUUAUGUAGUGACAGCAGGAAACAGGUACCAGCAUCGGUACUCCUGGUCAGUUUGCUGAAGAGAAAAAUGGCACCCAGUUCCUCAUUCCUCAUCUCAACAAGGACUGAGCCUCAGGUCAUCUUGGACUCAUUAGCAAAGCAAACGGAUUACUCCAUCACGCUGAAUUUCUCUGAUGAAAUAAGGCAGAAGUAUUUUACCCUAUUCUUUGAAGACAAGGGGAGGGCUAUGACAGCCUUCAAGUUCAUCCAGGACAACGAAAUACUUGUGGCUCUGUGCAGUGUGCCCAUCUCAUGCUGGAUCGCUUGUACCACCCUGAAUCAGCAGAUGUACAAGGUGGGUGAUGUCAACUUCACAUUCCGAACAUCCACUGACACACACGCCCAUUUUCUCACCAACGCAUUGACAUCUGGGGCCGGUAUGCCUACUGUUGGGCAUCACCUGAUCCUACUGGAACGUCUGAGUCUUCUGGCUUUGGAAGGACUGUUUCAAGACAUGUUGGAGUUUAGUCACCAAGACCUCAGAACUAUCGGGCUUACUGAGUCUGAGGUGUCUAUGUUGAAGACCACGAAGAUUCUUAUGUGGACCAACCAUUUGGAAGACCGUUGCACGUUCAUACACUUGCAUGUCCAGGAGUUUUGUGCAGCCAUAGCAUAUAUGAUGCCCUUGACUGCAUCUCAGAUCUUCCCAACCAAUAGAGAGCUAGAGAGGAGGGCAGAAUAUAACGAUUUUAGUCCAGUAAUGACUUUUAUUUUUGGUCUUCUCAAUGAGAAGACAAGAGACAUCCUUGAGACGUCCUUUGGCUGUCAACUAUCAUCCGAGGUACACCGGCGGUACCUCCUAGAGCGAAUGGAAAACUUGGCUUCCAAUCCAGAAGCAAUGGAGCACCACGUACCUUUGUUUUAUUGCCUCUUUGAGAACCAGGAGGAAGAGUUUGUGAAACAGAUCAUGGGCUUUUUUGUAGAAGCCGCCAUUUUAAUCCGAGACAACAAAGAUCUAAUGGUUUCGUCAUACUGUCUGAAACGCUGUCGUCCACUAGAAAAACUCAGGCUGUGUAUUCAAUAUGUCUUUGUAAAAAGCAAAUUUGAUAUGAAGCUAACAUCUAGUCAAAUGAGGAGCCUCAUCCACUGGAAAGACUUGUGCUCUCUGCUCCACACCAAGGAGAACCUCCGGGAGCUGGAAGUCUGUAACAGUGAAUUUGACGACACUUCGGAGAGGAUUCUCUGUAAAGCACUGGAACAUCCCAACUGUCAGCUCCAGACGUUCAGACUGACGCAUCUCCCUGCUGAUACCAGAUUUGAGGGCUUGUUCAAGGCCAUCGCUCAUAACCGGAAUUUGACACACUUGAGCCUGACUUGUAUGCCUGUUCCCCUAGAGAUAUUCUCACUUCUGCGUGAGGCUUUGGCCACUCCGACAUGCAACAUACAGCAUCUGAGUUUGAUGAAAUGUAGUCUGAAAACUCAAGCAUGUGAAGAGGUCGGCUCGCUCCUCACCAGCAGCAAGAAACUAAAACGUCUGACCUUAUCCAACAACCCGCUGAGUCACGCAGGGAUAGACAUGCUUUGCAAAGCUUUGCUCCACCCAGACUGUACUCUCCAGUCACUGGAGUUACUUUUCUGUUCUCUCACUGAGACCUGUUGCAGCUCCCUUGGGAAAGUUCUUAUACUCAGCAAAACUCUCAAACAUCUCGACGUCAGCGUGAACUGCCUACAAAACUAUGGAGCACUGCUCUUAAUUUUCUCUUUGUUGAUGCCAACUUGUCAGUUGCAGGAGCUGGACCUGUCUGGUUGUUUUUUCACUUCUUUUGUCUGUCGUGACAUUGCCUCAGCAAUUACCACUAACCAAUAUCUGAGGAGCUUAGAGCUUGGGAGCAAUAACAUAGGAGAUGGAGGAGUGGAGCUGUUGAGUAAUGCCUUGAAACACCCAAACUGCAAGUUAGAGAAUCUUGGCCUGGAAGAGUGUAGGCUGACCAGCAACUGUUGUGAGACCCUCGUCUCUGUUCUUAUCAAGAACAAAAGCCUGAAAAAACUCAAUCUACUUGGAAAUAAGUUGGAUGAGAAAGGAAUUGUGAAACUCCUUCAAGGAUUGGGGCACCCUGAUUGCAUGCUUCAGACAAUUGGGCUUCAAACAAGUGGUGUAGGUGUGGAGACUUUGCAGUUGUUGAGGACCGUGAAACAGAGAAACACUGGACUGGCUUUUGUGGACCAAACCUGGGCUAAAAAGGAAGGCAGAAAACUCACUGAGAAGCUUGCCCGGCCAGAUCACGACUGGGGCAGCACCCAGCGAGACGGGUAUCACCCGUCCCACCAAAUGUUCCUCCCACCCCAGUCCUGUCCUGCUCUCCUGUUGGAGACGCCUCCGGACCUGCUCUUGUCCUGA